AUGGACGAAGAUGGUAACCAGCCGGGUGGCGACGAGACUCAGAGCAGGCUCGGCGUGACUCUGCUGUCUGUCCUGGGUUACCUCUCCCAAGCACUCGACGUUCUGAAACUGGCGAAUCAGAGCGAAACACGUAAGUCCCUGCUGGGGAUGCUCGUGGAGGCCACACGAUUUUCGCUAGACGAUCAACAGCGGGUGGAGGGAGGCAGGAAGGGAUACGCCGGUGCUGAUCGGACGAGGGUUUCGGUGGGCGGAGGCCGGACGGUACCCGUCCCCUGUCCAACCACUCGUUUCCCCCUGUACGUCCCACUCGUCUCCCCCUGUCGAUGCACACCCUACCUCCAGUUAACGGACCCGCAGCAUGGCAAACCGCUUGACACAGCCGCUUGUAUCCUCUUGGCCAUUGGCCCGCACAUCCUCAUGACGCACGCUGACGUCACCGCCACCAGCAGCAACAGCUCGAAAGCUCCGAGCCUGGUUUCCCCCUCGCUGCUGCGGUCCCGCGCCCUCGAUUUUGUCACAUCCGAUAUUCUCACGAAAGCGCCAAAGGAGAGUGUCCCCGCGGUUGAGUCUCUGAUGCGUUACCUGUGCCUGCAUGCGCCAGAGAGAGCGGAAGGGAGGGCGGCGGCGGUGGAAGCGGUUAUGAAGGUGUACGAAACGGUGGGGAGGAAGGAGAGGGAGGGGUUUUUUCUGUUCGUGGGGAAGCUGGCGAGGGUUGAUAGGGCAGCCGCGAGGGUGGUGGCUCUGGAUCUAAGUGCUGCUCUGGUUGAACGGAUGGCAAUGACGUGGGGGAGAGGGGUAAGGGGGCAAGGGAGCAUGGGGUCGGGGGCUAUGGAAGAGGGUGGUGGGGGUGGGAGUCGUGAUGGGGAAGGGGGGGAUCCGGGGAUUGAGAAGGGGAGUGGGGAGGCAGCCAGUGGGGAAAGGGGGACUGAGUCUGGGAGGGAGGGGGGAGAUGGAGAGGGCGACAAGGGGGAUGAAGUGAGUCUGAGUCAGGGGUCAGCUUCGGAAGGAGAUGCUCACAGUGGCAGGGAGAGUGGAAAUGGCACGGGGGUUGGGAAUGACAGCAGAGAGUCUGGGGAUAGCAGCGGGAAUGGAAGCGUGAGAGACGUUCUGAUCAGCCGUGUUGGCGGCUGUUUGGAGCUCAUGUUUCGUAGGGCCUCGGACGCCAGUCCCACUGUGCGCGCCCGAGCCCUUGUGGCGCUCACUGCGACCCUUCGGAUUCUGAAAGGACGCCCUUCGCUCCUGGACGCUGUACUUGCUGCUCAUGCUCAUGCUCAUGCCCAUGCCCAUGCUCCUACUCAUCCUCAUACUCAUGCACAAGCCGAGCCUGACGCAAGUAUUGGCCGUGGGUCCGGGCUGAGUGGGGAAUCGGAGCCUGGAGAAGCAUUGGGAGCUGGGACGGGUGGGUCGGUUCUGAGCGUUGAGGAGGUGUUGGGCAUGGUGAGGAGGCGUUUGGAGGACGAGAAGGGGCUCGUGCGCAAGGCGGCGGUGGGGGCUCUGGAGGAAAUUGUUGGGCUGUCGAGGCUGCCGCUGAGAGAAGAACUGGUGGAUGCCAUUGGGGAGCUGUGCUCUGACUCGCUGCUGAGUGUCCGGAGGGUGGCUCUCAACGCGUUGUCAAAGUUGACCAUGUCAAACCCAGGCCACGUGUGGCUGCGCGCCAAGUGGCUGCAGUCCGCGCUCGUUCUCAUUCUCGACAACGAGGCCACUGUGCAGGACCAGGCGCUAGACCUCCUCUCCUCCCUGCUCCUCCAACCCCUCGGCCUCAUCUCCGCGUCUCCCCGCCCCUCUGCGGCUUCGAGGAUGAGUCUGUGCAAGGAUAGGCCGCUGCACGUGUGUGUGGGGAGGAGGGGGGUGCCUCCUGCCCCUGUGCUCUGUGAAGGGGAGGGAGUCUGUGAGGUGUGUGGGCGGGCCGCUGGGGGAGAGGGUGCUGGAGCAGCAGGAGGAGGAAACGCAGCAGCAGGAGAAGCAGGAGCACCAGUAGUCGCUGAAGGGUCAGUGCGAAGUGUAGUGGCGUGGCUGAUGGCGGUUGGGCAAGGGAGCUCGUCGGUGGUGCCGCUGCUGCACCGCGCAUGUGCGGUUCUGGCAAGGCGAAACGCGCUCCACGCGAGGCUCGUGGAAGGGCUGCAGGCGGUGAUUGAAGCAGCCGAGGGAUGGCAGAAGGUGCAGCAGCAGCAACAGCAGCAGCAGCAGCAGCCGAAUGAGAAGGGGGGUUCAGUAGGAAAGGCAGCAGGUGUGAAAGGGGGCAGCCCCAGCAGGGUGUGGAGGUGGGUGGUGAGGGGCGCGUGGCUGUUACUGCUGGAAGUCACCUCCUUCUCGCCCCAGGGGGUCAGAUGGGAGUUUCUGAUUUCCAGAUGGAGGGACGGCAGGAAGCAGCAGGAAGCUAGAGCUGCUCGUCCUGAGUCGGUCUCUGCCAAACCUGCUCUUGAUCACGAUGCUGCUGAGAGUGCAACUCCAGGUUUUGGUUCCAGGGACUUGGGCGGACAGGAGAGAGGAGCAGGAGUUUUGCACGGGCAGGUAAAGGAGGCAGAAGUGCUGGACGGGCAGGAGAGGGAGGCGCAAGUGCAUGUGCUCAAGGCUCUCUGCAACGUUGCUGCACGGAUCCCAGGGGAGAAAGCUGCUGACGUGGCAGCAGGGUUGCUGCACAACCUGCGGAGCUUCCAGCUGUCCCCAGAAGAGGCUGGGGUGCACAUGGUCGCCCUUGCCACUCUCAACCGACAUGCAGCCACUGGCAGCAGGAGCACGGCACCACCAGUACCCGUUGCUGCUCCCGCCGCUGCAACCAACCCUGGGACUGCAGCAGCAGCAGCAAAAGGAGCAGCAGCAGGGGUGCGGGUGCCAGUGUUGGCGCAUGGGUGGCUGGCUCUGGGUCGCUUCUCUCUGGUGGACCACUCACUCGCCAAGACCUGCGUGCCGCUCUUCGUCCAGGCAAGCAUCAACCUCCUCCUUUGCUGUUUUCCCUUCCCUCUGUUUCAGUGCAGAUUGACGGGUCCUCCAGUCAAUCUGCAACAGCCUGUGCGCAACAACCUGGUCAUCAUUCUCACAGACCUCUGUGUGCGCUACACCGCCCUCGUCGACCCCCACGUGCCCUGCAUCUCCGCUUGCUUGCGCGACCCCUGCGAGCUCGUGAGGCGGCAGACGCUCGUGCUGCUGGCGGGGCUGCUGCAGCGGGACUAUGUCAAGUGGCGGGGAGCGCUGGUGCUGCGCGUGCUGCUGUGUGUUGUGGAUGAGUCUCAGGCGAUAAGAGAGGUGGCUCUUUACCUCUUCACACAUGUCGUUCCUCUGCACCUACACCCGCAACCCCGUUCCAUCUCUCUCCACCCCUCUCCACACCUCUCCACCUCUCUCCACCCCUCCACGGGCCGCCGUGUGCCUCUCGUGCCCUACAACAUAUUCAUCGAAGCACUCUUUGCACUCAACGCCUGCCCCUUCGCCCCCUCCUCCACCACCACCGCCCCGCCUCUCCCCUCCUCCGGCCCUCGACCCUCCUCUUCCAGCCCUCCCAACCCUGCCUCAGCCUACCCUAGCUCGUCCAAUCCUGGCUCCUCCGAAGCUGCCCCCUGCGACCCAUCGCAACCCAAGUGCCCCGAUUCAAGUUCUCCCGUCGAGGGCAUCCAGGAGGAGGGGUGGUCGGGGAAGAGAAGGGGGCGGAGUGGGAGGGGCGCAGGGGCAGGGAGGGAGGGCUUGGACGAAGAGCUAGAGCGGUUUUCCUUAAGCGGUCCAUCUCGCCAUGCUGCACGAACCACUGUGUACCUCACUCUACUCCGCCUCAUGGCUCGAGAGCACCAUCUCGCGCUCUCUGCCAAGCUCUGCCUGCAGGUGCUCGCGCCCUUACUGGACGGCGCCCUGCCUUUCUCCUGCCCGUCGGUGCAAGCCGUGGUGGGGGACGCCCUGGACGUGCUGUUUAGGUUGGGUAGCAACGCUUCUAUUCCACACUGCUGUCUUGCCUGUGAACCUCUCCCUUGCCAACAGGUGCUCGCGCCCUUACUGGACGGCGCCCUGCCGCUCUCCUGCCCCUCGGUGCAAGCCGUGGUGGGGAACGCCCUGGACGUGCUCUCAUGCAAGGAGAUGCGCCCAGGCUCAGGCAAGGCAGCAGGCGCGGACGAGGACGACGGCGCCCUGCCGCUCUCCUGCCCUUCUGUGCAAGCCGUGGUGGGGGAUGCUCUGUUUGAAUCUGGUUGCAGCAUCCCUAUUCUCACACCACCUUAUCCUGCCUGCAAACCUUUCCCCUACCAACAGGUGCUCGCGCCCUUGCUAGACGGCGCCCUGCCGCUCUCCUGCCCUUCUGUGCAAGCCGUGGUGGGGGAUGCUCUGUUUGAAUCUGGUUGCAGCAUCCCUAUUCUCACACCACCUUAUCCUGCCUGCAAACCUUUCCCCUACCAACAGGUGCUCGCGCCCUUGCUAGACGGCGCCCUGCCGCUCUCCUGCCCUUCUGUGCAAGCCGUGGUGGGGAACGCCCUGGACGUGCUCUCAUGCAAGGAGAUGCGCCCAGGCUCAUUCAAGGCGGCAGGCGCGGACGAGGACGACGGCGCCCUGCCUCUCUCCUGCCCAACGGUGCAAGCCGUGGUGGGGGAUGCUCUAGGCGUGCUCUCAUGCAAGGAGAUGCGCCCAGGCUCAGGCAAGGCGGCAGGUGCGGAGGAGGAAGGCGAGGAGGAGGCAGGAGGAAGCGCAGGCGGGGUUACAGGGGGAGGAGGUAGCAGUGGUGGCGGGAGGGCAGGAGGAGGAGCAGCAGGAGGAGGAGCUGGGGCGUUGGCGAAUGCUUUGAAGGGGCGGGUGGUUACUCAGCUGAUGAAGAAGAAUCUGGUCGAGAACACCAUUCCUGUUCUGAUCGAGCUCAAGAGGCUGCUGGAGGCUCGGAACAGCCCGCUGCAGGGGGCGCUGAUGGCGUGUCUGCGGUGCUUGUUCAAGGAGUAUAAAGAGGAGAUUGAGGACUUGCUAGCAGCGGAUCCGCAGCUGGGGAAAGAGCUUGUAACUGUUAGUGUGCCGAAAGUGAGAGAGAGGAGGGGCGUGGGGCGUGGCAGGGGGGCACAGGAGGAGGAUGGGGAUGGAGUGGGGAAGGGGAGGGUUGGUGGUGGGGGGAGUAUGAGAUUUCAGGAGAGAUUGACGAGGGAAGGGGGAGAGGUUGGUGGAAGGGGUUGUGAGAGUGAGGUGGAGAGGAUGAGAGAAACAGAGGAGGGUGAGAGUGAGGAGGCGGGCUUGACAGGAGGGACAGGUGAAGAGAGCGGGAAGGAGGAUGGGGGAGGAUCUGCCCUCAAGAUUAUAGAGUGGUGCGUUUCGAUUGCUUCAUGCUUUAGGAGGGAGGAGCAGGUGAGGGAAGUGCAGAGUAGGAUGGGGAAGGAUCUGCCAUCAAAGCGAGCCACAGAGCAGUCAGCAAGAGUCAAGCGGUAG
Closterium sp. Naga37s-1 is the source of this 5382-nucleotide messenger RNA. NCBI's taxonomy places the organism in Eukaryota, Viridiplantae, Streptophyta, Zygnematophyceae, Desmidiales, Closteriaceae. The record is from the annotation of a GenBank genome assembly.